AAUUUGAACCUUCUCCCGCCAUGGCGGAUAACCCGUACCUCGCUCAUAGAAAAGACAAGAAGGCUUCAUCCUCGUCUGAGCCGCUGUUAGGCUUCUUACCUCGUAAAGUUAAGGGAGAACAGGUUCGCAAGGCUUUGGACCAUGAGAACAAUCCUUUCACAAAGAAGCCUCACACUGCGCAAUACAGAAAAAUAUUAGAAGCGCGCAAAAAGCUACCCGUAUUUAUGCAGAUGGACGAAUUCUUGACAAUGAAAUCACACUCUCCCUCCUCUCUCAAGACGCGAUUAAUUUUCUCUCUGUACGAACAGAAAUCAUUCACUGAUUAUUGAGAUAGUUCAGCGAUAACCAAAUCAUUGUAAUGGUUGGAGAAACAGGUUCCGGAAAAACCACACAAAUACCACAAUUUGUCACAUUUUCCGACCUGCCACACACCAAAGGAAAAUUGGUAGCAUGCACACAACCGCGACGAGUCGCCGCAAUGUCCGUAGCAAGGCGUGUAGCAGAAGAGAUGGAUGUUGAACUUGGCCGUGAAGUCGGUUAUUCUAUCCGUUUCGAAGAUAUGACCGAACCUGGUAAAACCUUCCUCAAAUACAUGACUGACGGUAUGCUUCUUCGUGAAGCCAUGAAUGACCCUAAUCUCGAACGAUAUUCGACUAUCAUUCUUGACGAAGCCCACGAGCGUACUCUUGCAACAGAUGUUCUCAUGGGCCUUUUAAAGGACAUUGCCAAACGCCGCGCCGAUCUCAAAAUCAUCAUAAUGUCCGCCACUCUCGAUGCACUCAAAUUCCAAAAAUACUUCGGCCUCACCCAAGACUCUGCCGCCCCCCUUUUCAAAGUACCAGGGAGAACACAUCCCGUGGAAGUCUUUUACACACAGGAACCUGAACCCGAUUAUGUUGAAGCCGCUAUUAGAACUGUAUUGAUGAUUCAUCGUGCAGAAGAUCCCGGCGAUAUCCUUGUUUUCUUGACGGGAGAGGAAGAAAUUGAAGAUGCUUGUAAAAAGAUCAAGCUCGAAGCAGAUGAUUUGGUGAACCAAGAUCCCGACUCUGUUGGACCUCUCGUGUGCAUACCCCUGUAUUCAUCUCUACCUCCACAACAACAGCAGAGAAUAUUCGAUCCAGCACCUUCAGCCAUAUCUCCAUCUGGACCCCCGGGGCGAAAAGUCGUAGUGUCUACCAACAUCGCCGAAACGUCGUUGACAAUAGAUGGUAUCGUCUAUGUCGUAGAUCCCGGCUUCUCAAAACAAAAAGUGUACAACCCACGGAUAAGAGUAGAGAGUUUAUUGGUUAGCCCAAUCUCCAAAGCUUCGGCACAACAACGAGCUGGACGAGCUGGACGAACACGUCCUGGGAAGUGUUUCCGACUUUAUACGGAGAAAGAUUUCAUGGGCGAAUUAGAGGAGCAAACAUAUCCUGAAAUUUUACGAUGUAAUCUCAGCAAUACUGUUCUGGAGUUGCUCAAGCUUGGUAUCAAGGAUCUUGUACGAUUUGACUACGUAGACGCCCCUGCUCCAGAGACGCUGAUGCGGGCACUGGAACUCCUCAAUUAUCUGGCGGCACUCGACGACGAGGGUAACAUCACUGCUUUAGGGAGAAUAAUGGCCGAGUUCCCUCUCGACCCUCAGCUUGCAAAGAUGCUCAUCGCAAGUCCAGAGUUCAAAUGUAGUAAUGAAAUUCUCACCAUCACUGCUAUGCUUUCAGUUCCCAAUAUCUGGGUUCGACCGGCUAAUGCACGAAGAGAAGCUGACGAAGCCAAAGCUCUUCUAUCGGUCCCCGACAGCGAUCAUCUGACGCUACUAAAUGUUUAUAAUCAGUAUUAUCAAAACAAGUACGACAAGAAUUGGGCAUGGCAAAAUUAUGUCUCUGGGCGAGCUUUAGCUCAAGCAGAGAACGUUCGUGAUCAGCUUCAGCGAACGAUGGAACGAUUCGAAAUAGAAUUGGUCUCGCUUUCGGAUGAAAAGAAACUUUACCAGAAUGUUCGAAAGGCGUUGGUUAUCGGCUUCUUCAUGCAGGUGGCCCACAAGGAGGGCGAAAAGGGUAGUUACCUUACUGUCAAGGACAAUCAGAAUGUUGCACUUCAUCCCUCUUGUGGUCUGGAUUCACAGCCUGAGUGGGUUCUGUUCAAUGAAUUUGUUUUGACGAAGCGCCCAUACAUUCGGACAAAUACUGACGUUCGGGGAGAAUGGUUACUGGAGCUGGCCUCGCAAUAUUAUGAUCUCUCAUCGUUCCCCGAUGGCGAGACAAAGCGCACUCUGCAGCGUAUUGCCAAAAAGAGAGAUGGGAAGGCUGGAGGUGUCAGUAACGGAGGAGAACCUGCUUCAAAGAAGCAGAGGAAAAAGUGAACCUAAAUACAACAACACCAGCGGCAGA
Marasmius oreades (fairy-ring Marasmius) is the source of this 2369-nucleotide messenger RNA. Its product is annotated as DEAH-box ATP-dependent RNA helicase prp43, variant 2. The transcript has 11 exons. Gene Ontology annotation, cellular component: spliceosomal complex; intracellular anatomical structure. Gene Ontology annotation, molecular function: RNA binding; RNA helicase activity; ATP binding. The record is from RefSeq and is a predicted model, not a curated record. NCBI's taxonomy places the organism in Eukaryota, Fungi, Basidiomycota, Agaricomycetes, Agaricales, Marasmiaceae. Bases 359 to 2341 code for a protein of 660 amino acids.